Capsicum annuum is the source of this 1657-nucleotide messenger RNA. Its product is annotated as GATA transcription factor 21. Bases 379 to 1350 code for a protein of 323 amino acids. Gene Ontology annotation, molecular function: sequence-specific DNA binding; zinc ion binding. The record is from RefSeq and is a predicted model, not a curated record. Lineage: Eukaryota; Viridiplantae; Streptophyta; Magnoliopsida; Solanales; Solanaceae. The transcript is spliced from 3 exons. Gene Ontology annotation, biological process: regulation of DNA-templated transcription.
ACAUGAGAAAUUCUAUAUGUGGUUGACAUAUCCUUUGUCCAAAAUAUUAUUUAUUCAUAAAAUAAUGUGUUUUCCAAUUAAUUUUGACUUUCUCAAAUUAUUAUUAUUAUUAAUUAAUUUCAAGAAUGAAUAAUCAUAAAACUUUUGAAGAUAGGGUUAUGUCCAUUUGGUCUUUGUGGUAUAGCAUACUACUCAUCACUUUUUUUUUUUUUUUUUUUUUUGUAUAAUUUGUCUCUUUUAAACUCUUUGUUUGUUUGGUUGUCAUGAAGUCACGUGAAUUUCUACUUUGUCCCCCUUUAAAUUUCUCUUUAAAAUAGUUUAUUACAAAUCAAAUUCAAGAAAGAAAAAAAAAAUAAUCAUUUUUUCUCUUUAGUUCUCAUGAAUAUUCCUACUUACACAAAUUCUUCUUCUUCUUCAUUUCCUUUUGAACUUAAUAAUAAUGAAGUUCAAUAUGAUCUAAGUCAAUAUAAUUCCUAUCAAUUUGCUUCAUCAUCUUCAAAUUCAUCAUGUCAAAAUUUCUUCAAUAUAUCAACUACUAAUAUUCAUGAUCAAAGUGGAUAUGAUCAUUUUCAUUCUCAAUUUCAUCAACCACAACACCAACAUGAGGUUGAUAAUUUUGGUUCAAGAUCAAGUGGAUCACAUGAUCAACUAGAGAAGAAGAAUAAGGGACUCAAAUUAACCUUGUGGAAGAAUAAAGGGGUUCAAAAAUUGAAGAAUAAUAAUUUGGAUUAUACAAAUUCCAAAUUGAAAUUAGAAGAUCAAAAUGAUUACAACAACAACAAUAUCAUCCCAAUUAGGGUUUGUUCUGAUUGUAACACUACUAAAACCCCUCUUUGGAGAAGUGGACCUAAAGGCCCUAAGUCGCUUUGUAAUGCAUGUGGAAUUAGACAAAGGAAAGCGAGGAGAGCAGCGGCGGCAGCAGCAACAGCAACAAAUGGGACAAAUGUCAACAGUACUGAAACAUCAUCAACAACAACAACAAUAACAACAACAACGAAGGUAAAAGUACAACAACAGAAAAACAAGACAACAAAAGUGAAUACGAAUCAUGUUGUACCUUUUAAGAAAAGGUGCAAAUUUCUAAGUACUACUACUACCGCUCCUGCUCCUGCUGCUGCUACUGUUACUGCUACUGCACAUUGUACUCUUGUUGGUUCAUCAUCAUCGUCAUCAUCUUACAACAACAACAACAACAACAACAAUAACACGAACCAAAAGCAGAAGCUUUGUUUCGAGGAUUUCUUUGUGAAUCUGAGCAAUAAUUUGGCGAUCCAUCGCGUAUUUCCUCAGGAUGAGAAAGAAGCUGCAAUCUUGUUAAUGGCAUUAUCAAGUGGCCUUGUUCAUGGUUAAUUAUGCAAUUACAAAAUUUUCAUUAUUAGUUAAAGUUAAUUAGAAGGAAUUAGUAGCACCAAAUUAGUUUGUGUGAAAUUGAGCUAGAUUAAUUAAUAUUAGUGAGAGUGUGAGUUGUUAUAAUUUCAAGCUACGAAAAAAUUUAAUUAAGAACUUUAUUAAUAGCUAGGUAUAAUAAUAAGUUUGAAUUUGUGUGAUGAUAGUUUUAGAACAAGGUGAAAACCUAAGAAUAUUUUGGUCACUUGUUCAUCUAUAUUGUCUUGUGUGAUGAUUUUGAAGUUUAUUGAAAGUUUUAAGUUGUCAGAGA